This is a messenger RNA of Amoebophrya sp. A25, 624 nucleotides long. NCBI's taxonomy places the organism in Eukaryota, Dinophyceae, Syndiniales, Amoebophryaceae. The record is from the annotation of a GenBank genome assembly.
ACAGGAGAUGACGGAAGAAGACCAGAUCGCUAGGGCGAUUCAGGAGAGCCUGUCGGAUCCGAUUCCGUCUGGCUCUGCUGCUAACAGUAGUUAAGGCUCCUUUCGCCAAUGAUCCAUCUACUUCGGAAGGACUAGUAUCCUGAGACAAAACUGUUUUAAAGCAGGCGAACAAAAGUAGGUCCUAUUCUGUUUUUUUCUGCUUAUUUGAGGAUGGAUUUAUAAAAGGUCUAAAUUGGUAGUGGUACUGCGACAAGUCACAACGUUUUUGUGUCUCCGAACGGUCGGAAAGUCAAGGUAGAUCAGCCAGUGGACGCAGCACGACCUUCCGAACCUUUGUUUCCUGAGUCCGAGAUCGACACCCGUGUCAAUUAAGGCGACCGCUGAAGCAUCCGCAGCUCCAUCCCUGGCUUCUUUUUCAAGGAGAAAAAGGGCUCAGGGAUGGACUCAAGGAUGCGACGCGGUAGCUCUAAGUCCAGGUGGAGGUGCGUCGCCGGAUGUUGGACUGGGAAAAGACGAAUCUUUACGACGCCAAGAUUGGAGGGCAGCUUCCAAUGAGCACUGUUUUGGGGUAUUACGGAGCCGAGUAUGCAGAGGAAUACAUGCAAGAGGGGAAGGAGCAAGCUC